UUAGGUUACGUUAGGGUUAGGGUUAGGGUCAGGGUUAGGGGUUAGGAUUAUAGGCUUAGGGUUCUUGUUAGGGUUAGGAUUGUGUUUAGGGUUAUGGGGGUUGUUCUGCUGCCCUCACCCUGUGUCUCCACCCCCUCCCCAGGCCGCCCGCCCCAUGUCCCAUCGCAGCGCUGAUGCCCCGGAUCCCCCCCCCCAUCCCGGCCCUGGUUCCACCCCCCAUAAUGAGGAUCAGGAGGAUCAGGAGGAGCAGGACGGCCCCAAAACCUUCGCGGCUGCUCUGUCUGAGCUGGAGCGGAGCCCAGGACGGCGAAUGGGGCGCCUGGAGCUGGUGGCGGCGGCGCUGGCAGCGAUGCCGGCCAUGGGGGUGGCCCGGCAGCUGGACGCCUACAACCGGCUGCUGCGGCUCCUGCCCCAGGGGCCCUGGGUCCCUCGUGGGGCCCUUCAUCGACUCUUCGCCCCCUUCCCCCGGCAGCAGGAGUGUGGGCUGCAGGUGCUGGAGCAGAUGGAGAGAUACGGGGUGAUGCCCAACGCAGAGACGCGGUUCCUGCUGCUCUCCAUCUUCGGGCCCCGCAGUCGCCCCGUACGUAAGUGCCAGCGGAUGCUGUACUGGCUGCCGCGCAUGAAACACGCCAACCCCCACCCGCUGCCCGCUCAGCUGCCCCCCCCCGGGUUGGCUGCCGCCUGCCUGGGGCUGCGCCGCAUCGCCAACGACCUCAGCGCCACGAUCAGCAUCUACCAGGUGGGGGGUGUCACGUGGGGGGGGCAAAGGGAAGACAUUGGGGACAAGGGGUGGGGGGUUAUGGGGGCGAACUUGGCCAAGUGGAUCGCGGGGCUGCAGGAAACAAACCCCGUCCUGGGUCAGACGCCCGUCAUCUUCCGCCUGGGGGAGGGGGAUUCUGCUGCUGGAGACCCCGGAGACGGGGAUGAACUGAACCUGGAGGGGGAGGGGACGGCCAAACUGGAGCCCCCCGAGGAGGAAGCUGGGGCACAGAGCACAGGGGGAGGGGGGGAGGGAGGGGCGGGGGGCAGGGGCAGCGGGGGGAGGGGGCAAGAAAGGGGGCGGAGGGGGGAAGCCGCGGGAGGGAGGGGCAAGAAGGGGUCGGAGGGGGAGCCGCCGGAGGGAGGGGCAAGGAAGGGGGGCGGAGGGGGAGCGCCGGGAGGGGACAGGGGCAGGUGA
Coturnix japonica (Japanese quail) is the source of this 1177-nucleotide messenger RNA. The record is from RefSeq and is a predicted model, not a curated record. Lineage: Eukaryota; Metazoa; Chordata; Aves; Galliformes; Phasianidae.